AUGUACGGUGCAGCCCGACAGGGCCGUCUUGUGCUGCGAGCCCUACGAUGCGUUCCCUCAACUUCCUCAUUUUCUCCUCUGAUCCGAACGCUACCCUCAAAUACCCGCGUCCACUCUUCAAGGUUCAUUGGAGCCAGCCUCUUCUCAUCCACAUCUAGAUAUGGACAACAACAUGCCGCCGCGGAAGACCUAGGGGCAGAAGACCUCUCUCAGGUACGGCGCGAGUUUAGCAAAUUUUCCGAGCUAGGCGAAGCUGGAGUCCUUGAUCAGAGAAUCGUCAACACUUUGGCGAACAAGAUGGGCAUACAUACAAUGACUGAAGUACAGCGCAUGACAAUCAACGAGUGCUUAGACGGCUCGGAUGUGGUUGCUCAGGCCAAGACCGGCACAGGCAAGACUUUGGCAUUUCUGACCCCAAUCGUGCAACGACUGCUGAGGGAUCCUAAUUUCAACACCCGGAGAGCCUCCAUUGGCGACACGAGGGCCCUCAUUAUCUCACCAACCCGCGAGCUGGCCGAACAGAUUGCCGAUGAGGCGAAAAAGGUUGUUUCGGGAACCGGAGUUCAAGUGCAAACAGCGGUCGGUGGCACUCAAAAGAAAUACCAUUUGAAGAUGAUGCAGCGCAUGGGCUGCCACAUCCUGGUCGGGACACCUGGCAGAGUCAAGGACCUUGUAUCCGACACAUACAGUGGCGUUAGUCUGGACAAUAUCCAAACCUUUGUCUUGGACGAGGCCGAUCGACUUCUCGACAUUGGCUUUGCUCCAGAAAUCGAGGCGAUUCAGAGUUACAUGCCUCCACGAGAUGCCAACGCUCGCCAAACUCUCAUGUUUUCCGCCACCCUGCCCAGAACUGUCGUUGGAUUGGUGAAAAAGACCAUGAGGCAGGACUUUAAAUUUGUGCGAACCGUUGAUCCUGAUGAAGCUGCCACUCACGAAUCGGUACCGCAGAAGGUAGUGUAUCUACCUGGACUGGAAAACCAACUGCCAGCUAUCACCGAGAUUGCCUACAAGGCCGUCCAAGCUCACAAAGCGGAUCCGGCGAACAAUCCGCCCUUCAAAGCGAUAGUAUUCUUGUCCACCAUCAAUGAAGUAAGGAUGGGCUACGAAGUUCUGCGGAACAUGCGCGGAGGAUCUGGUGGGAGAGGCGGGGUGUUCGACCCGCAUCCCCUGGCUCCCUGCAAGAUCUAUGAGAUGUCGUCGAGGCUGACUCAAGCCGAGCGGACAAAGAACUCCCAGGCGUUUCGACAUGCUGAAAGUGCCAUCAUGGUGUCCUCGGACGUUGCGGCCCGUGGGAUGGAUUUCCCCAAUGUGACGCACGUUAUUCAAGUGGGACCGCCCAAGACUCUGGAAGAUUACAUCCAUCGUAUCGGCCGGACCGGGCGUGCAGGUAAGCCAGGCCAAGGCUGGCUCAUUCUGCAAGACGACGAGAGGAACGAGUUUAGACAGCUAGUGCGCGACCUCCACGCCCACAACAUCUCGGAAGACUCCUCGCUCGAGACUGCCAAGCUGGACAUGAGUCAACCUACACAGCUUUCCGUGGAAACCGGCAAGGUCAUGCAGAUGGUCGAGUCUGGGAUUAGGAGCGUUCCUUUCGGCGACAAGGCGAAAGCUUACCAGAGCAUCCUGUCCUCGUUGAACCAAUCUGGUGUGCGACGGUCGAAACAGUCCAUGGUCAACCUGGCGAACAGCCUCGCCAAGUUCGGGUACGGCCUGGAGCGGCCACCGCACGUGUCGCGUGCGUUUGCCGCUAAGCUGGGGUUCUCAGGCGUCCGAGGUCUCGAGCUCAGUGCCCAUGAAGGCUCGACCAAUGGCUUCGGCCUCGCCUCAGGUUCAGGCUCAGGUUCAAGCUUCCGAGGCGAAGGACGGAGAGAUUCUUUCGGCGGCAACCGCGGGUCAUUCGGUCGGGGUAGUCGGGCACCGUCAGACCGAAGACAAGAUUUCGACAGUGAUUCAAGAUCUGGCCGCCGCGGGGACUACGGUACCCGCGGGGAGAAUAGCCGUUGGGAGAGUACCCGUGGCGAUCAAGGGUCUCGCUGGUAG
Molecule: messenger RNA, 2040 nt
Organism: Capronia epimyces CBS 606.96
Lineage: Eukaryota; Fungi; Ascomycota; Eurotiomycetes; Chaetothyriales; Herpotrichiellaceae
Exons: 1
Coding region: 1-2040 (679 amino acids)
Cellular component (GO): mitochondrion
Molecular function (GO): nucleic acid binding; ATP binding
Source: RefSeq, a predicted model, not a curated record